AAUCUGGAAACUAAGCGUGUCUGCAAAUCUAGUAUAAGUAGGGUGAACAUAUUUGGGCUGGUUGCUCUUAACUACUGAUAGUCAUCAAUCAUUCAUCAUGAUCAGAUACCUGUUUCUCACUGUAAUAACUGCAUCAUCUGUCACACUUGCACAAUCAAAACAUUUGUGGAGUCCGGAGUCCCGUAUUUUCAAUGGAGAGGAUGCCAAGAAUGGGGAGUUUCCAUUUAUGGUAUCAUUGAGAGAUGGCCUCAAUACUCGCCAAAUCAUGUGCGGAGGUGCCAUAAUCAGCGAGUACUUCAUUCUGACGGCCGGACAUUGUGUGGAAGGGAAUCUGCCAGGAGACGUGUUCAUUGUCGCGGGAGUGACGAACCUGCAGCAGCGGGGGAAGUGGUUCGCCACCACCAAGAUGAUCCUGCAUCCGGAGUUCAACCGCUCCGACUACAUCAAGAAUGACAUUGGUCUCAUGAAGGUUAACGAAUCAUUUGUAUAUACUGAUGUGAUAAAAUCCAUUUUGCUACCCUCAGUGAGUGAAUAUUUACUAGGAGGGAUUGAUGUCACUGCGAUUGGCUGGGGCUACAGUGCUUUCAUGCCGAACUUCACAUUGCCGAACCAACUGCAGAAAGUCGCCCUAAAGACAGUUGACACUCAGACUUGUCAGUCAGAACUGAAACAGUUCAACGACACCAUAUACGGAAACCUGCAGAUAUGUGUAGAAGGUGCAAAAGGCACGGGAAUGUGCUACGGCGACUCCGGCAGUCCCCUGGUGAGAGGGGGUGACGUGGUCGGGCUGGUGUCAUGGGGCAUCCCUUGCGCUAAUGGCGUCCCCGACAUUUUCACCCGCGUCUCACACUACGUGCCAUGGAUACAGAAGCAACUGGCCCACGACAAGUCAACCACAAAACCUCACAGAGCCACUUGAUUUUCUCACAUACACAGUUUUUAUAUGAAUUUUUAAUCACAUAUGUGACAUACAAAUCAAUAUUGAAAUACAUAUUAAGAAAUUCAGUACUGCCAACAGCAUACUUGAUAAUGCACAGCUGUUAAUGUUAGAACAGGGAUUACUUGUUAGUGAUGCAGUGGACUCCCCUUAACCGACCUCCGCUUUCACCACCUGCAAUGAGUUGCAGAUUAUGUUGACUAAUGAAUGUGCCUUUAACAGCUAGCUUAUUAAGUUCAAUUGAACUGUUGAUUUGUAGUGGUGUUGACAGUUAAAAGGUGGCCAGUUGAGAGGGAGUCCACUGUACUCUAUCAAAUAAAAGUAAAUAAAACUUACUUUUACUAUAU
Messenger RNA from Bacillus rossius redtenbacheri, 1284 nucleotides. RefSeq names its product chymotrypsin-2-like. The record is from RefSeq and is a predicted model, not a curated record. The transcript has 7 exons. Gene Ontology annotation, molecular function: serine-type endopeptidase activity. Lineage: Eukaryota; Metazoa; Arthropoda; Insecta; Phasmatodea; Bacillidae. Gene Ontology annotation, biological process: proteolysis. Bases 98 to 919 code for a protein of 273 amino acids.